Salvia splendens (bonfire salvia) is the source of this 1023-nucleotide messenger RNA. Its product is annotated as polyphenol oxidase II, chloroplastic. NCBI's taxonomy places the organism in Eukaryota, Viridiplantae, Streptophyta, Magnoliopsida, Lamiales, Lamiaceae. Gene Ontology annotation, molecular function: catechol oxidase activity. The record is from RefSeq and is a predicted model, not a curated record. The transcript has a single exon. The coding region runs from base 1 to 1023 and encodes 340 amino acids.
AUGGUCAUGCCCAAGAUGUUCUCUGUCCCAGACACCCCUGCCUACGAUGUUAACCGCAACCAGAAUCACAUCCCUAGAGGCUCCAACCCCGUCGUGGACCUCUCCUUGAACAGCACCCUCACCGACCCGAUCCAGAUCAUCAACAAUAACCUUACCAUCAUGUACAAUGAAAUGAUCGGGGGGGCGGCCUCUGCCAUCGACUUCAUGGGGCAGCCUUACCGAGAAGGGGAUGAGCCCCACGGCUUCUCUAGCGGGGGAUCCUCCGAGAGAGGCUCCCACACCGCUAUCCAUGUGUGGGUUGGAGACCCCAACAAUGAGUACCACGAGGACAUGGGCAACUUCUACUCCUCUGGGAGGGACCCACUCUUCUACUGCCAUCACGCUAAUGUCGACAGGAUGUGGACCAUUUGGAAAGACCUCCCGGCCAGCUACUCCAAGGAAUUCACCGACCCUGAUUUCCUAAACUCCGCCUUCAUGUUCUACGACGAGGAAAAGAACCUGGUCCGCAUCACGGUUGUUGACGCCUUGGACCACAAGAAAAUGGGCUACGAGUACGAACACAGCCAUAUUCCAUGGAUUGACUACAGGCCACAGCAGAAGCUGGUUCCUGCCAACUUCGAGAGUCUCUCUAAAAAGGCGCAGACUGCGAAGAAGCUCUUCCCUCUUAAAGCUCUCAACAACACUGUUAGGGUUAUCGUGCCGAAGCCGGCCAAGGGAAAAGCAGACGAGACGCUCGUGGUGGAGAACAUUGUCACUGACAACACCAAGCUCGUCAAGUUUGAUGGGUUCAUCAACGACGAGGAUGACAAGCCGGAAGAGGUGGACAGGGCCGAGUAUGCCGGGUCAUACACGCAGCUACCGCACAGGGUUAAGGCCAAGCAGAGCACUGGAAACCUCUACUUGAACUUGAAGGAACUCUACGAGAACAUUAAUAUCGCUGAUGAUGAUGAUUCUGUUGUCGUCACCAUUAACGGCGACGCUGUCAACAUUAAUGGUAUUAAGAUCAUCCCUCGCGUUAACUGA